AAGCCGUUGUUGUCAUCAGAUGACUACGAAGAGAUUGGAGGCGUUCCAAUGGAACCACCAUUGAAUGCAACACACCACGGUAUAGCCAUACCAAUGGACGAGGAACAUUCAAAUCCAAGUAACAGCAGCAUUAUAGUAAAUGAUAAUAUAAAUAAUAGCUCCGGUAUGGGAAACAAUUAUGAAUACUAUAACAGUGAUUACAGCCUCAGUGGUAAUAACAACAAUGAUAACAAUAAUAAUAAUAACAAUAAUAAUACCAACAAUGUUGAUAAAAAUUUUAAAUCAACUGUUGAUCAUCAAAUACCACAAAAGAAAAGAGUUAAGUCGCUUUAUGUUGCACAAGUCGAAAAACCAAUUACAUUUGAUGACUUGGGUAUUUCAGACGAUACAAAUCCAUCAGAGGUUAAGCAUCAAAUUCAAAACCAUAUGUUUGGCUUCAAACCAUUUAAAAGUAAAUUAACCAAAAGAAAACUUGAGGAGCGUUCACCAGAAGUACAGGUUUUAUAUAAUGACUCUCCAGAUCAACCACAAAAACAAGAAAGUAUACCCAUUUUAAUUGGAAAUUAUCUUUAUUUUAUAUUAUUUGGAGUAUUUUUAUUUGUAAUAUUUACCAUUUGCAGUAUAUUUUGUUAUAUUACAUACUUUGGUAUACCAUAUGGUAGACUAUUGUGGAAUUUAAAGGGUUUUGUUUUGUGGCCAUUCGGAAAAUUUUUACAAUUAUCAAAUAGACCAAUUGGCAGAAGUAAUGAAGAAAGAGAGCCUCUAAGUUAUGGUGGUAGUGCUAAAAAAAGAAGGGCUAUCGAAGUUAGAAAAUUAACACUCUAUAAUUAUAUUGGUGCAUUUAUUUAUUAUGUUUUUAUUAUUCCAAUACUUGUGAUUUUUGAAACCAUAGUGUUUUCAUUAUCAUGGAUGAUAGUAGUUAUGAUUCCAACAGCAAAGGUUCAUUCAAAAUUAUUAUUUAAUUUAUUAAAAAAUCCAUUGUUGUUAAGAUCUGAAGAAUAUACUAGACCAGACUGUCAAAUACUUUUAUAUCCAGUUGAAGCAUUCAAUUAUUACUAUUAUAAAUAUACAGUUAAUGGAAUGAAUGUUUGCACAUCAUCGCAAUGUUUUUUAUUCUCAAAUUUAUUAACCCCCACUUUUUUUAUUUUAGAUUUACUACCAUUUGUUAUUAUUUCAUUAAUUUUUGGUUUCUUUUUUGAAGAACAAGUUAAUCCAAUUGUUAUUUUCGUUUGUUGCUUAUUGUCAACAAUUCCAUUGUCAUAUUACAAUGGUAUGGCUAUUGCAAGUUUAUCCGCCCAAACAUCAUUCGCAAUUGGUGCAUUGAUCAAUGCUAGUUUUGGUUCAAUUAUUGAAUUAAUUCUUUACGUUGUAUCAAUUAAUGGAUCACAAGAAGAGGUUGCUAGAUCUGCUUUAACAGGUGCAUUAUUAGGUUCUAUGCUUUUAAUUCCAGGUUUAUCUAUGAUUGUCGGUGGUAUUAAACAUAAAGAGCAACGUUUCAAUCCAGCUUUAAUGGGUGUUAAUACAAUUUUAUUAAUGAUUGCUGUUGUUGCUGCAUUUGCCCCAACUUUAUUCUACAAGAUCUAUGGUAGUUAUGGUUUCAAUUGUUCAUCUUGUACUCAAAGUGGUGUCAAUAGUACAAUGUUAGAUUGCUCAAGCUGUUCAUUGGUUCAAAAUAAUUUAGAUGAUGAUCCAAUCUAUACAACCAAAGCACGUACACUCAUGUACAUUUGUUCCGGUAUUCUCCCAUUAACCUAUUUAAUUGGUCUUUUAUUCACCCUCAAAACCCACACACACAUUCUUCAUGGUCCAGUCGAAAAACCAAGUGGUCACCAAGUCGAAUAUGAAUGGUCAAAAGUUCAAUGUAUUAUCGUUUUAUUGGUUUGUACAACCAUGUUUGCCUUGGUCUCUGAAAGAUUGGUCGACACUAUCGAUCCUGUAGUAAGUGCAUUGGGCCUAACACACGAGUUCCUUGGUGUCACCAUUUUGGGUAUUAUCCCGUCUGCGGCAGAGUACUUGAAUGCUAUUCAAUUCUCCCUCAACAACAAUAUGCCGCUUGCACUUGAAAUCGGUGCAUCCGCUGCUGUCCAAAUCACUCUCUUCCAAAUGCCAGUUUUAGUUUUCAUUUGCGCUGUUGUCAAUCAUCUCAGCAGUAAUGGCUCGUUUACAUUGAUCUUCCCAUUAAUGGACUUUUUCGCAAUCUUUUUUGGUGUCACUGUAAUGAACUUGGUCUUUAACAAUGGUAGAACUAACUACUUUAUUGGUUCAACACUUGUUAUUAUCUAUUUGGUUAUUGUUUUUUGCUUCUUUUUUACUCCAAACGUAUAGAGAAAAAAGAGCUGUUAACUCAUAUAUCCACCAUCCUUAUUUAAAAUUUUUUUAAAAAUAUAUUAUUUUUUUAAAUCUUUUUUUUUUUUAUAAUGUUAUAGAUUAUGUUAAUUUAAAAAUAAAUAAAUAAAAGUAAAUUUAAAACU
Dictyostelium purpureum is the source of this 2471-nucleotide messenger RNA. RefSeq lists its product as uncharacterized. Gene Ontology annotation, cellular component: endomembrane system; membrane. Gene Ontology annotation, molecular function: calcium:proton antiporter activity. Bases 49 to 2325 code for a protein of 758 amino acids. The record is from RefSeq and is a predicted model, not a curated record. The transcript is spliced from 4 exons. NCBI's taxonomy places the organism in Eukaryota, Evosea, Eumycetozoa, Dictyosteliales, Dictyosteliaceae. Gene Ontology annotation, biological process: intracellular calcium ion homeostasis; calcium ion transmembrane transport.